Molecule: messenger RNA, 1522 nt
Organism: Hyaloscypha bicolor E
Lineage: Eukaryota; Fungi; Ascomycota; Leotiomycetes; Helotiales; Hyaloscyphaceae
Exons: 1
Coding region: 79-1347 (422 amino acids)
Source: RefSeq, a predicted model, not a curated record
GUUCAACAUCGGUUUUUCGAUUCUCGAUAGCUAUGUGAUUGAAUCAGCGACAGCAAUCCCUUCAACCCUUCCCUCCGAAUGUCUCGACGUGCUCUCCGGCCCCGAGCAGAUGUCUGCCAGCUCUGCGAAUCUAUGGGAGCUCGACAACCUGUCAGGCAAACCUUCCGAACCAAAAAGUCUUCCCCAACUCCCCGCGCAUCCUUAAGCAGUGGAACGAGACUAUACUCUCAGAAACUGCGGACAUCAAACGGGCCAGGGAUUACUGUCGUCAAGACGAUCCCAUCCAAUUCAAUUGCUAGAAAGCCUCAAAGGGGAAAUGAGGGACAUGCGACGGAAGCGGCGCUUGAGAAAGCUUUGGAAGAAGUGAAGACGACGGCCAAUGCACUCCGAUCUUUGGAAAAGAUUCCUUCGGAGGCAGACACGAACUAUGCUCUAGGACGGUGCGAAGUUAUGGCCAAGCUCCUCGUCUUAGAGCCACCUACACCAUCCUCGGAGAGCAAAAAUGGUGCCACAUCUGCUCUCCUUUCCCUAGAUGAAUCGAGCGCCAAAAAAGUACCUCUCCAUAAACUUCCUCCAGCUAUUCAGCGGAUGGUCGAUCAAUUGUCAAAUCUUGCAUAUUCCAUUAUCAAGCAUCCGCCGAUCUUCAUCACGCCGGCAGCCUUGGAAAUGUACGUGGAGAUUCAGGCAACUCUAGGGAGAUCACAGACAUUUCCGGAAGUUUUCCAUUUGUAUGCUUCCAAGCCGCUACCGAAAGAAGGCACCUCUCCAAUACAAUACACCGAGCAGAACCCUAACAAGGCCGCCAAUGCCAUUACGAUCCCUGUAGCCGAUCGAGCUCUGCAAACUGCUAUCAGUGCUAAACACUUAGUCGUAGCUAUGGAUAUCAUCGAGGCUGCAUACACGACUAAAGCUUUCCAGAGAGCUAAGUUUGUCCGAAAAGGCUUGCUUCCAGCCACGGGUCUGGCAGUCGCUCCGGUGGCAGCUUACACCAUCGCUUCACAGCUCGCAAUUCUUCAAACGACCAUGGAUUCUGCUAUGGCCACCAAUGUUGCUUUUGCUGGCAUACUUGCCUACGUCGGCUUUACGGCCACGAUUGGUGUGGUUGCAGUGACCACAGCCAAUGAUCAAAUGGAUCGCGUGACUUGGGCUCCAGGUGUGCCUCUGAGAGAACGGUGGAUGCGCGAAGAAGAACGGGCUGCAAUCGACAAGGUAGCCGGCGCCUGGGGAUUCCGUGAAAGCUGGAGGCGUGGCGAGGAGGAGGGCGAGGAUUGGGACGCUUUGCGAGAGUGGAUUGGUCGAAAAAGUAUGAUGCUUGACCGCGUGGAGUUAAUGGAGGGUAUGGAGUAACAAUGGGUCCCGAAACUGUAUGCAUCAGUCGAGUCAUAUGAGUGUAGCGUAGCCCUACCUUACCGCCCUACCUUGGUCCUAAGUAUGGUUGACAUAUGUCAUAAAUUGUGAGCCCUUCGCACCUUCCCACACACUCCCAAAAAUAGUUGAACUUGGUUGCUCUCCUCUUAUUGAA